AUGGGCAUUAAAGGACUUCAUGGCCUCCUCAAAUCCAUACAAAAGCCAUGUCACCUAAAGAAGUACAAUGGACAAACAGUGGGAGUUGAUGCCUAUGGAUGGCUACACCGAGGGACAGUUGCAUGUGCAGUCGACUUGGUCCUGGACAGACCUACAACUAAACACAUUGACUUUGUUCUCAACAGAGUGCGCAUGCUUCUCUAUUUCGGGGUGACACCAUACCUCGUCUUUGAUGGAGACGAUCUGCCUAGUAAAUCUGGAACCGAGUCAGACCGUCAUAAAAGGCGCCAAGAGAGUAAAGUUCUGGGGCUAGAGCUUCAACGUAAAGGAAGGACAAUCGAGGCUUACCAGGAAUUGCAAAAGGCCGUUGACGUGACACCUAUGAUGGCUCGCCAGCUGAUAGAGGAACUGAAGAAGAUGAAAGUGCAAUAUGUGGUCGCACCGUAUGAGGCGGAUGCGCAACUUGUUUAUCUGGAACGGCAGGGCAUCAUCAAUGGCAUUUUAUCCGAGGACUCUGACUUGCUUGUAUUCGGUGCGAAGCGGCUACUAUCAAAGCUUGACCAGCAUGGUGACUGUAUCGAGAUCAAUCGCGCGGACUUUACAGCCUGCCGGGAAGUAAGCUUCAUUGGGUGGACAGACGCUGACUUUAGACGCAUGUGCAUCCUCAGUGGCUGCGACUAUUUGCCUAACAUUGCAAAGAUGGGCCUCAAGACGGCAUAUCGCAGCAUCAGAAAAUACAAGAGUGUCGAGAGAGCACUACGUAUGCUUCAGUUUGAGGGUCAAUAUCGUGUCCCGGCGGACUAUCUCGAAAAUUUCAAGCAGGCCGAGCUUACAUUCCUUUACCAGAGAGUGUUUUGCCCGAAGGCCGGAAAGCUGGUGACUUUGACUCCACUGGAUGAUGAUGUCCAACUAGAAGAACUGACGUUCAUUGGGAAAGAUGUGGACCCGGACACUGCUGUGGGAGUCGCCUAUGGUGAACUGGAUCCAACCACGAAAGAACCACUCAUCGUGAAGCCUCUAGGAGUGCGAAAUCUAGCUAACGGUAUAAGUCGCCGCCAAACGCUAGGAUCGGCAGCAGAGUUGAAGCCGAAUAAACCCAUUAGUUCAUUCUUUACUCCGAAGCGGGUUCCUCUGGCUGAGCUAGAUCCGAACAGUCUCACCCCAUCACCAAGCCAGCAAAGACUCUUAGAGCGGCAUGCCAACAGCUCCUGGGAAAGCAACUCGGUGCCCUCGCGGUCAGGCAAUGCAGUAGCAGCGCCUCUCCGUAGAAAUAAUUCAUCCAGUCCAUUGGUGAGGAGUGUAGAGCGCAACUCUUUCCUAGCUCAUGCCUCGCGGAUGUCCAAUUUACAGCCUGUCAAACGACCGCGGCUUUGUUCCGAGACGGACGAGACCGCCUUGUCUAGCCGACCAGAUUGCCGCAGCCGUUUUUUUGCAUCUGGACAACUUGAGUCCAGUCCAAGUGGACUAAAAGCUACGAGCUGCAAAAAAGCCCGCAAGUCGACAUUAGAUGUCUUUUCUGAUGAAAUUGCAGAAGACAUAUUGUCCCAGCUUCCUGAUCCUGCACAAAUUGGUUGUGAGGCAAAGCAAGAAUGCAAGGCUCCCAGUGAGGACCGUAAGGACAUCACUGAAGAGGUUACCCAUGUGCAGAUUGCUUCAGCUGCCCUUGACAACGAUGAACUUCUCGGACAUGGUAAAGGGGAACCUGAGCAUGCAGACAAGAUUUCGACCACAACAACCAAUGCACCUGGUGACGGGAUGAGUGAGGAAUCCAACCCCGAAGGCUAUGAUCAAGGUCCGGAUGAUCACGUCGCAAAACAAAACCCAUCUAUGCUAUCCAAGUAUACAUUUGAGCCACACGGAGGCAAUACUAGAUCCAAGAAAAUCAGGGAGAAAAAAUCUCCUAGGUCCUCUAAGACAUCCACUUUGCCCAGCGUAAAGUAUGGAGCCUCCGGGAUUUCUCCCAAGCAUCAGCGCUUGACGCCAUUACAACGUUUAGGAGAAACUGCCUUGGGUCGAUCGCGGUCUAUGAAUAACAUCGCCCCGUUUGCACGACCGAGUGCUUCCAGUUUUUCGCGAACAAGCAGUCUCAGGGGUGACAUGGCACUAAAGACUAGUUUUAUCGCACAAAAGGGUAGCGAAGACAUGAUAGUUCCGGAUAGCGAAGACGAGACCGACACUGAAGACAUCAUCAGUGAUCGACAAAAGCCUGCUACAUUGGACCUCAAGCAAUUCUCUUUCACGGGUCGUUGA
This is a messenger RNA of Aspergillus tanneri, 2250 nucleotides long. RefSeq names its product putative exonuclease (gene EXO1). Gene Ontology annotation, biological process: DNA recombination; mismatch repair; DNA double-strand break processing. The transcript is spliced from 3 exons. The record is from RefSeq and is a predicted model, not a curated record. Lineage: Eukaryota; Fungi; Ascomycota; Eurotiomycetes; Eurotiales; Aspergillaceae. Gene Ontology annotation, cellular component: nucleus. The coding region runs from base 1 to 2250 and encodes 749 amino acids. Gene Ontology annotation, molecular function: 5'-3' DNA exonuclease activity; DNA binding; metal ion binding.